Plasmodium gonderi is the source of this 684-nucleotide messenger RNA. RefSeq names its product variable surface protein. Bases 1 to 684 code for a protein of 227 amino acids. The record is from RefSeq and is a predicted model, not a curated record. NCBI's taxonomy places the organism in Eukaryota, Apicomplexa, Aconoidasida, Haemosporida, Plasmodiidae. The transcript is spliced from 3 exons.
AUGUUAACAAAUGAUAGUGUGUUCAUGUAUUUAUGUACAGCUACUAUAAAUGUUGAACUCAUAGAAGGAGUUUAUCAAAAUUUAAAAAACGGUGUUAUAGAAGAAACAUCUUAUCAAAAUAGUACAUUAGUUAACUUAAAGGAAAAAGAUUACGAAUUAUUCAGAAUUGGAUGUUGCCUGGAUAAUUAUCUUGUUAAUGCAUCAGUUACAGGUACAGAAAAGAAGAAUACUUGUGCUUCUUUGAACUAUUGGAUAAACAAAAAAAAAUCUACGUAUAUAGGGGAUUCAACAUUAUCUGGUAAGGUAACCUUAUGGGAUGAAUUAGAAAAAUUAUGGUAUGAAUUGCAAAAGUCGAGUGGUGAGGAUACCAUAUGGUGCCAGAGGGAUCUUAAUUUAUACGAAUAUUCCUAUACAUCAAGAAUAGUGUCUGUGUCAUCUUUACAAUCAUUAAGUGACAUCAUCAUUCCUGUUUUAUUUCCAGUUAUAAUAACGUUUAUUGUAUUUUUGAUUAUAUUUAACUUUACUAAAAUUAAAAGAUCUUUUAAUAAAAACUUAAGUAAAAGGACAUUAAUAAGGAAGGAUAUACAAGGCACAUAUCCCUUAGGACCUAGUGGAGAAGACAUCACUUUAGAUUUAAAAAAAAAAAGAAUUAAUAUAGUUUAUGCAUCAAAAAAAAAUUCUUAA